Messenger RNA from Penicillium paradoxum, 1575 nucleotides. RefSeq names its product rRNA-processing protein NOP12 (gene nop12). Bases 1 to 1575 code for a protein of 524 amino acids. The record is from RefSeq and is a predicted model, not a curated record. NCBI's taxonomy places the organism in Eukaryota, Fungi, Ascomycota, Eurotiomycetes, Eurotiales, Aspergillaceae. Gene Ontology annotation, molecular function: RNA binding. The transcript is spliced from 2 exons.
AUGGGCAAGAAGACAAAGUCCUCGCCCAAGACCGAGGAAAAGUCCAGCAAGUCUGCUGGCACUCUUCCUUUCGGCGGUGCAUCUCUGGACCCAACACUGUCCUCGCUCUUUGCGCAAAGUGCUGGUCCUGUGCAAGCCCCCACAAUCAAAUACGUCGAGCCCGUCGCUAGGGCGAAAAAGAACGAAGACGAUGAUGCCAAAGACGAGGAAUCGUCCGAGUCAGGUGAUGAAUCAAUGGAGGAUGCUGCCGAAGAGAGUGAUUCUGAAUCUGCAGAGGAAGACGCACAACCUACGGAACCCCAAAAUCGGAAGCGCAAGCGUGGAAAUGCCGGUGAGGAUGUCGAAGAGACCUACAUGCGUCGCAUUGCCAAGGAGGAGGAGAAGGACGAGGAAAAGAGGAAGUCCGAGCAAGCAAAACGCCAAAAGCAAACCGAAAAAGAAGGCAGUGAAGAUGAUGAAGGCGAGGACUCCGACAAAGAAUCGGCCUCAGCAGAUAGCGACGAAGAGGAGAGCGCUCCUGCUCCUGUGCACGAAAGUGUGGCUGGUACAGCCAAAACCGAUGAGCUCGAGAAGUCCAACCGCACUGUCUUCCUGGGCAACGUCUCCUCGGAGGCUAUCAAGUCUAAGACUGCCAAGAAGACCCUUCUCAAGCACCUGGCCUCUUUCUGCUCAACGCUCCCUGAAUCCAGCGGCCCCCACAAGAUUGAGUCCCUCCGCUUCCGUUCUGUUGCAUUUGCUAGCGGUGGUGGUAUCCCCAAGCGUGCUUCUUUUGCUAAGCGUGAGCUUCUCGAUGAGACCACACCUAGCACCAACGCAUAUGCCGUCUACACCACACUUCAAGCUGCGCGCAAGGCCCCCGCCGCUUUGAACGGCACCAUGGUUCUGGACCGCCACUUGCGAGUCGACAGCCUUGCUCACCCCUCAGAAAUCGAUCACAAGCGCUGUGUCUUCGUGGGCAACCUGUCUUUCAUCGACAGUGAGACCCCCGAAGAGGACGAGAAGACCGGUAAGAAGAAGAAGGCUCGUGCCCCCGCCGAUAUCGAGGAGGGUCUCUGGCGAAUUUUCAAUGCCCACACCGGAGGCAAGGACAAGAAGGCCAUCAAGAAGAACGUCGAGUUCGUGCGUGUGAUCCGUGACAGCACCACUCGCGUUGGAAAAGGAUUCGCUUAUGUCCAAUUCUACGAUGGAAAUGGUGUGGAGGAGGCUCUUCCUCUCAACGGAAAGAAUUUCCCUCCGAUGCUGCCCCGCAAGCUGCGUGUCACUCGAGCCCGCAAGGUCGCCAAGAAGCGCGAGUCAUCCGCUCCCGAUGCCAAGAGGUCUCGCGUAGAUGAGGCCCAGAAGACGAUGCAAGGACGUGCCAACAGGCUGCUCGGCCGAGCUGGUGCGGCUAAGGCGAAGGCUGAUGCAAACAGUACCAUUGCGGGCAACUCGAUGGUGUUUGAGGGUCACCGUGCUACUGAGGGAUCGUCGUCUAUCAAGAUGAAGCAAAAGAGCCGUGGCUCGAAGGCCAAGCGAGAAAGCAGGAGCAGCAAGCGCGCUGCUGCAUACAAAGCUGCAUAUGGCAGAAAGGGUUAA